This is a messenger RNA of Coccomyxa subellipsoidea C-169, 2403 nucleotides long. RefSeq lists its product as hypothetical. The coding region runs from base 1 to 2403 and encodes 800 amino acids. Lineage: Eukaryota; Viridiplantae; Chlorophyta; Trebouxiophyceae; Coccomyxaceae. Gene Ontology annotation, biological process: plant-type cell wall organization. The record is from RefSeq and is a predicted model, not a curated record. The transcript has 19 exons.
AUGUGGAACGGGUGGGCGCUGUUGGCUGUGCUGGCCUGCGUCUGGAAGCAUGCAGACGCUGCAGCUCCCUUAGGAGACUGGAGGCAGGGCAUUGCGACAUUCUACGGAGGUGCACCGGAUCGCAUGGAUCCCUACGACUUCAGCUAUGGCACAAGCGUCGGCUCCUGUGGCUAUGGCAAGCUGGACAAAACAAAGUACCCCUUCUGGAGCGUGGGUGCGCUGGCAACUUCCAGCCUCUACUACCAGACUGGCCCUGUGCAGGGAUGCGGGCAGUGCUUUGAGGUUGAGUGCCUCCAGAAUGUCGGCCAGUACGCGGGGCGGUGCAACCAGGAUCCCAAUGCGCGCACGCUCACGAUCAUGAUCACUGACUGCUGUCCAGAGUGUGGCCAAGAUCACAUCGACAUCCAGGAAAAGCAUUUACUAAUAAUGAUAACAAUGAAUGAGCUCGCACCUGCCGCAUCUUUUAAGGCCCUGGCAUACCUGGUGUGCAUGCAAGCCGGACACGACCCCCAGCAGGCGGCUGCAUGGGUGCAUGCGCUGACCUUCCAAAAGAUGGCCCCGAUGGGCAACGGCCGAGUGGACAUGCGCUACCGGCGAGUGGAGUGCCACCCGCCCUCGGACUUGAGUGUCAUCGUGGAUCAGAACCGCGGCGCCGGCGGCUGGAUCCGGCUGCAGGUCAAGGAUGCAGCCGGGAGGGGCUCGAUAAAGCUGGUGCAGGUCAAGGGGGCAGACAGCGGCUGGCAGAGUCUUAACAACGUCUGGGGAGCCUCCUGGGAAUCCACAGCCGUCCCCAAGCCGCCGCUGGACUUUCGCAUCCAGGACGACGCUGGCGUGGAGAUCACAACGUUUGGAGUUGUGAAGGCCAACGGCGAGACGGGUGAACUGCCAACGGGGAUCAAUUUCCAGUUCGGGUCAAAGCUGGGCUCAGCCUCUCCCAUCACAGCAGCCACAUCUGCAGCAGCUGCCAGCGCUUCUGCUUCUGCUUCAAAUGGAAAAGUGCCCCAGGUGUCAGCGUUCCAAGGACCUACUCAGCAGUCGGCAGCAUCUGGCCCGGCCGCUAACAGCUCUGGAGGAGCUCCCACCGUUAGUAAUAGUGACAGCACGGUUAGUCAGUCAUCUGCUUCGCCCCCUCCGCCCUACUGGAUGCAGCCGCCGCCGCCCCCUUACUGGUUCCAGCCCCCGCCGCCGACCUACUGGAUGCAGCCGCCUCCACCGCAGCAGGGAUACACCCCCAACGGCGCGCCGCCCCUUUCGGCGCCUUUGCAAUCCCCGUCGGCUUCGGUCGACGGCGCUCCGGUGACUACGCCGUCCUCAUCAUUAGUCGUCCCUUCCGCGCAGCCGCCUGCAGUGGCUGCGUUCUCUGGGCCGCCUGCGCAGAGCCCUCCGCCGUCUCCUUACUGGCAGCAUGCAGAGCAUGUUAUUAUUAUUACACGCUUUUCCUGCCAAGAGGCAAGGAGGAGCAUCGAGUCCCCCUCCGAGCUCUGCCCCCCCGCCGCCUCCGCCUCCAUACUGGCAGGUGUCGCCGCCACCUUCAAACCCAGGAGCAUCCGGCGGUUCAUCUCCCCCUCCGAGCCCUGCCUCCCGAUCACCGCCGCCUCCUUACUGGCAGUCCUCGCCACCUCCUUCGUACCCAGGAGGUGCAUCAAGUCCCCCUCCAAACUCUGCCUCUCCACCGCCUCCGCCUCCAUACUGGCAGGUGUCGCCUCCGCCUUCAAAUCAAGGAUACUCGGUCGCAUCAACUCCCCCGCCGAGUCCUGCCUCCCCGCCGCCUCCGCCGCCGUACUGGCAGGUGUCGCCACCGCCGGCCUCGUGGCAGACCCCUCCGGGAUCCCCCCCUCCGCCACCGCCAACGACCGGGUCCCCUCCCCCAUCCCCGGCCUCCUCGCCGCCACCGCCUUACUGGAUGAGCCCGCCUCCUCCCUCAUGGACCACCCCGCCUCCCAGCACACCCCGGGAUGUUUCCUCUCCGUCACCGCCGCCGCCACCGCCGCCGGUGGGGACCCCUCCGAGUCCCCCCCCUCCGCCACCGCUGCCACCGUCCCAAUGGUGGUCAUCUUCCCCGAGCCCCCCGCCGCCGCCCCCGCCACCACCUUCACAGUGGCAGACGGGGACCUCUCCGCCUCCGCCACCACCGCCGCCGCAGCAGGGGGACUCUUCCAGUCCUCCCCCUCCGCCACCUCCGCCACCACCGCCGCCACCACCGCCGCAGCAGUAGCUGCAGCUGGGGGAACAACAAAUAGAGGAAAGCACAGCCGCGUCUCUUUUAGUCAUCAGCAGGCGGCGACACAGCCACCUGUCAGAUCUCCAGAGCGGCUUGUGAGUGAAUCAAAGCACACUGCCACAGGCAGUGAGAUGUCUAGCGGUGCGAGUUUCAUCAGCAGUCGCUGGCGGAGCGGUGUGUGA